GUCACUGAACACCCACCAUCUCCACGAUAUAAGAGUUGUCAAUCAGACCAGAGUGAUAUUGAAUGCGGCGGCCUUUAACCUUGCAUUGAACCAAGGUGAAGACUUUCACAACUCAUACACUACAGGGGCUGGUACGUGUAGAGUGCACUCGACAUUGUGGCUCGAGUGACCCUUCGCCAACCUUGCGAGGUUCCUUUCUGCUUGGUUUUCACGAUCGCAUGAGGGUGCAGCUGAACAGAUGAAAAGAAUCCUGCGCAAGAUAAUACACAUAUUCAGCGAAAAAGAAUCAAUUGCACGACACACGAGUUAAACAUGGCGGACCUCCUUUACGACUUGCUGUCCCCUUCUUUCUCAGGGGAUCCAUCAUCCAGGCCGGCGCCCGAUUCAAGCUCACUCGAGUAUCUCACCAGUCUCUCGUCACAACCUCUCACAGCCCUGGAGACAACCGAGCCACAAGCCCUCGCCCAGACAUCGCAUGGUCUCCUUCUAUCCAUCCAGGCUCUUUCAAAGAAGUCUCACAAGCAAGUCAUCGAAUCAGCAACCCACCACUCCACCCUGCGCACCAGCCUACCUGCCCUAGCAGCCAGCACCGCCGACCUGCGACAUUCCAUCCCCAAGCUUGAUCACGAAGCCGUCCGCUUCUCGACGAACUACAGCAAGUCCAGCGAGAGCGAUGUUCUCCUCCGACGCAAAAAGGCACUCUUGCUCUCUCGGAAUGUCGAGCGGCUUGUCGACGUGCUGGAGCUGCCCAACCUUCUAUCAACAGCCAUCUCCACUGCCCCAGUCAACUACUCCUCUGCCCUCGACCUAAACGGCCACAUUCGCCGUCUGCACUCACUUUACCCGGACUCACCUCUCGUCACCUCCAUCGCCGCCCAGGCAGAUGAGGCCAUGCGCACCAUGGCCGCCAACCUCAUCCAAAGUCUCAAAUCCCCAGGUCUCAAACUAGCUGCUUCUCUACGCACGAUUAGCUGGCUUCGGCGCGUUCUUCCUGACCUAGAGGCUGCCGGCACAAGCAAGGGUCACGACUCUCAAGAACGGGUGCUGGGGGCCCUCUUCUUGGUCUGCCGACUAGCGACGCUGGUAAACAUGCUCGACGCCUUGGAACCAUUACGUGACUUGGCCGACCAGGAGAAGGCGAGGCAAAAGGCGAUUGGAAGCGGGAAUGCCUGGUCGGGCGGGCAGCAAACGGAACGCUAUCUCAAGCGGUACAUUGAGAUCUUCCGUGAGCAGAGCUUCGCGAUUGUGAGUAUGUUUAGGAGCAUAUUCCCUCCUGCUGCCCCAAAGGGAAAUGGAAACGAAAAUUUGGAUGAUCCGUUGAAGCAACAAGAUGCGCUGGAGCCCAUGCCGGCUGCGUUGGCGACGUUUCCGCUGCACCUGGUGGAUAUGUUAUUGGAGACACUGAGACUGUAUUUGCCCACAGUGAAGGAUCAGGCCUCAAGGGAUAGUUUGCUGACGCAGGUCCUUUACUGUGCCGGAAGCUUGGGAAGGCUGGGAGGCGACUUUGGACUGUUUUUGGCCAGUCUGGAUCUUGGACCGGAAGCGGAGGAGGAGUGGGUGGAGGUUGUGAAGAGACAUAGGGCUUUGGCUGGAAGGCUGGAGUCGAUUGUGGGGGAUCAGAAGAAAUAAGAAGACCGCCUGGAUGAACACCCAAUCUACCAAUAUUCAACUAAACUAGAGCUUUUCGGCCCGAGACUUACACUUAAUACAACCAAGAGAGGUUGAAAGUGGGCCUACCUUAACUUGAGGCCGCUUCCGGGGCCCCGGCCUGUUCGGUCUGUGGUGGAACCAGUUAGCGGCCCCGCAGCGGCAGGGUGGAGAGAGACCGUUCCCGAACAGCGGGGCAGUUCCGAAAAAAAAUAAUCGGCGACUCCCAUGCCGUCAUACUUGGAAUUAUUUGUCCCUGCCGUUCCGGCAACAGCAUCCUUCCCGGUAGCUUCUUCCCUCCACAUCCACGGCAAAUCUCAACAC
Messenger RNA from Neurospora crassa OR74A, 1971 nucleotides. RefSeq lists its product as hypothetical. Gene Ontology annotation, cellular component: COG complex. Gene Ontology annotation, biological process: cytoplasm to vacuole targeting by the Cvt pathway; intra-Golgi vesicle-mediated transport. Bases 313 to 1629 code for a protein of 438 amino acids. The transcript has 2 exons. Lineage: Eukaryota; Fungi; Ascomycota; Sordariomycetes; Sordariales; Sordariaceae. The record is from RefSeq and is a predicted model, not a curated record.